GAGACAGAUGUUUAACUGCAUCGGCAGGCCCACCGCGUUCGCUAUCCUCAAGUCAGCAAAGCCGCACCCGACAGCUCUCGUCAGAUGGCUCCUGAGACAAAGCAACAAAAAAAUCUAUCUGCAAUCGGAGAAACAGCAUCUAGUAGUAAAGCAAGUAACCUCAUGCAUCCAAGG
Messenger RNA from Amoebophrya sp. A120, 174 nucleotides. NCBI's taxonomy places the organism in Eukaryota, Dinophyceae, Syndiniales, Amoebophryaceae. The record is from the annotation of a GenBank genome assembly.